Molecule: messenger RNA, 909 nt
Organism: Bubalus bubalis (water buffalo)
Lineage: Eukaryota; Metazoa; Chordata; Mammalia; Artiodactyla; Bovidae
Product: cytochrome b-c1 complex subunit 8
Exons: 3
Coding region: 359-721 (120 amino acids)
Biological process (GO): mitochondrial electron transport, ubiquinol to cytochrome c
Source: RefSeq, a predicted model, not a curated record
GCUGAGGGCCUGACCAUAGCCGAUUCCGGUUCCAGCUUACUGGACAUGACAGUACAAAACCUCGCGUUGACUGCCAGGCGGCGGCCUCAAAGACGCCUUCCACCGCGCCAGGACACCCGACCCUAGGGCAGCUCCCGAGGUUGACAGGCCCCUCGCUCUUCUACUCUUAAUCCGUCCGGUUUCGGCCCCUUCCUGAGGCUCCGAGGAAAGCCGGGAACCGAGGAGAAGAUUGAGCGGAUCCGGUGGGGGGCGCCCCGGGACCCCAGAGCCCGCCCAGAGGCGCUUGGCCCCACCCCAGAGCAGGCACCGCCCACUUCACGUCACGCGGCGGGGGCACGUCUCUUCGGCACUGGGGGCUAUGGCGCCGUCACCUGGAGACAGUCGGCAACUAGUUCUCCCGGAAGUGACCUCACCGCCUCCUGGCGCGGCGUCCGAUCCUACCGGAAGUGGUGGACGGAAGCCGGAGGGUCCUGUGGUGUGGCGGCGAGGUGACCUCGAGGCCGCCGCGACCAUGGGCCGCCAGUUUGGGCAUCUGACACGGGUGCGGCAUGUGAUCACCUACAGCUUGUCGCCCUUCGAGCAGCGCGCCUUUCCGCACUACUUCAGCAAGGGCAUCCCCAACGUUCUGCGCCGAACUCGGGCGUGCAUCCUUCGCGUCGCGCCGCGUGAGUGCCCUGGCCGGGCGGAGGGGCUAGACUCCCAUCCACAGAGGCGUUCGUAGUGUUCUAUCUUGUCUACACAUGGGGAACGCAGGAGUUUGAGAAAUCGAAGAGGAAGAAUCCAGCUGCCUAUGAAAAUGACAAAUAAGCAACUCAUCUGGAUAAUGGUUCCUUGUCUCUGAAAGACCCUUCUCUGGGAGAGGAGUGUAUAUUGUAGUGUCUUGAAGACACAAUAAACUUAUGGGCUUCA